AUGAAAACCAUUGAAAUCUUCUGCGCAUCACAAGCCUCAACAGCCAUUUGUCUUAACACCAAUCACGCCUCCUCCUCCUCCUCCUCCAACACCAUUCAAUUUGGUGGUAGAGCCAUUGAUCGCCACAACCCCAUCAUCACAGAUCCAAAAAGAACACCAGCAAGACAUUUCACUCUCCCUACCUCUCCUUCUCCAUCACCUAUCAACCCAAAACCUCUCCAUGAUCUCAAAAAAACCAAGAAAAAUAAAACUACAACAACCGCUCAAAAUUCUACUCAUCAUAAACAUAUUGCUAAUAAUUUCUCUUCAAAACCAUUUGAUAAUAUCCUAAGAAGAAGUAGGCUUAAACCACCUUCUGAUUUAAUCACUCCUACUUCUUCACGAUAUUUGCUUGAUGACAUUACUUCUUUCGACGGUGUUUUAGAUCAUGACCCUGUUUUCGGUUCAACUAAGGUUCACGAUAGCAAAAAAAAGGCUCAACUUUUUCAUGAAGAUGAAAAUAAUCAUUCAUCUCAACAACCAUCUACCUCCUCUGUUCCAAAGUCUAGUUCUACAAGCCAGGUUGUGGUAUUAAGGGUUUCUCUGCACUGUAAAGGCUGUGAAGGGAAGGUGAGGAAACAUCUCUCUAGAAUGCAAGGUGUUACAUCCUUCAACAUAGACUUUGCAGCAAAGAAGGUUACAGUGGUUGGUGAUGUGACUCCUUUGAGUGUAAUGGCAAGCAUAUCAAAGGUGAAAACUGCAAAAAUUUGGCCAGAAACUGCUUCACCAAAUGGAUCUGGUGCUGAUGAAACAAAGAAGACAAACACUGUGAUCUAG
Messenger RNA from Vicia faba (fava bean), 816 nucleotides. NCBI's taxonomy places the organism in Eukaryota, Viridiplantae, Streptophyta, Magnoliopsida, Fabales, Fabaceae. The record is from the annotation of a GenBank genome assembly.